Messenger RNA from Fusarium odoratissimum NRRL 54006, 807 nucleotides. RefSeq names its product methyltransferase. The record is from RefSeq and is a predicted model, not a curated record. The transcript has 5 exons. The coding region runs from base 1 to 807 and encodes 268 amino acids. Lineage: Eukaryota; Fungi; Ascomycota; Sordariomycetes; Hypocreales; Nectriaceae. Gene Ontology annotation, molecular function: methyltransferase activity.
AUGAAUAAUCAAGAUAUUUAUACCCGAGUUGGCGAGCGAUACGGCAAUGCAGCGAAAGGUUCCAAUGCAACAUACAGCACCAAUGUCGCGAAAGCCUUUGGCUAUUCGAGCGAGGACCUCGACUCCAUCCCCAAGGAUGCUAACUUGGGACUGAGCUGCGGCACACCUUUGGCGAUUGCCUCACUAAAGGAAGGCGAGACCGUUAUCGACCUGGGAAGCGGUGCUGGACUCGACGUAUUCCUCUCCGCCAACAAAAUCGGCUUGACCGGUAAGGCCAUUGGUGUUGAUAUGAACAAGAGCAUGCUCGCCAAAGCCAGGAAGCUCAAAGCAGACCGAUCGAUGGAAAACGUUCAUUUCAUUGAAUCUCGCAUCACCGACAUAGCCUUGGAAGAUAGCAUCGCCGAUUGCAUCAUCUCCAACUGUGUCGUCAAUCUGGUACCUCAUGAUGAGAAACAAAAAGCCUUUGACGAAAUGUAUCGUCUGCUCAAGGCGGGAGGCCGAGUCGCCAUAUCCGAUAUCUUGGCGAAGAAGCCACUUUCAGAUGAUAUUAGAAACAGCAUCGCCCUUUACGUGGGAUGCAUCGCUGGAGCGAGCCAAGUCGCCGAGUAUGAAGAGUACCUGAAACGUGCAGGCUUCACUGAUAUUCUAAUCACUGAUACGAAAAGUGACCUGAAUGUAUACCUUGAUGCGUCAACUGAUAUCGCUGUGGGCGGAUGUUGCUCAGUCCCAAGGACUAUGGCAGUUGAUCUCAAAGGACAAGAUCUCAACGACUGGGCUGGAUCAUUCAAGAUUUAUGCUAUGAAGUAG